AUGAAUCUUAGGACAGACCUGUCACUUACUGUGGCUGAUUUGGUGGCUUCCAGUCUUCCCGGCUCAUUAUUACAGUCUCUGGACGAUGAGUUAGGAAGUAUAUUAGCGUCUCGACCUGUGAAUCUUGAACAUAUCAGCAGGCUGGUUCACAGGUAUAGGAGCGGGGCUUUACCGUCUCCUGAUAGCCAAUCGCGGUGGCAGAAACUCGAAAACUUGCUUCGGCUCGUUGCGACGUCCCCGAACCAAGAAGAAGCGUCUGCGUAUUUGCGUCUUACACGAAACAUGAUCAUGACAGAGUCAACUCAACAGCAGCCACUUUCACCUCCAACGAAGGCCAGUGAACCGUUGCUAAGCACAUACCUUCUCGAAAACCACGAUAACAUGAUGACUCCUCUGCGAGAUCUCAACAACUCGCCCAGUUACGCAGAGUCUUUCGAAAACAUUGAUCGCUACUCAGACAGGAGAUCGGUGCUGUCCUCCAACUAUGGUCGCAAGUACCGUGACCGUACUGACACGGCAACGCUUUCGAGCCUUUCAGACCCUUAUUUUAGCAACGUGGCCAAUGAAGAAGACAUGCUCAAAUCCAUACCCUUCACGCUCCUAGCCACGACUUCACACAUGUUUGUCUUUGACGAUUCUGGCGUACAUAUUCCGGGGAAUGUGCUCAAUGGAGAAAGUGGGAUGCUCCACAUCCUUUUUGAAGCAGGCCUUCUGUAUCGCUUUCUUGAUAAACAAAUUCGGACGCAUCGCAACUCCGACACCCUGUCUCCACUAAAGAUUGCGCUUCUGACAUUUGUGGAUCAGAAAUUACACGACUACAUGGUGGAUGUCAACAGCAUUUCUAACAAAGCCGAUAUUCGAUCAUUAAAGGCUUUAUACAUUGAGAUCGAGAAAUGGGUUAUUGAGUUUCGCAUUUACUACAACUUGCUCAUUGAAAUACAGCAACUGAGAGGUGACCGUUUGCUUUCGCGCGUCUACGAUCUCAGAAACCACGGCAAUCUUUUGGUCAAAGCGGUAGCCGAGUCCCUGUACAGUUCACUUGCAUUCUUAUACUACGAAUAUCUUGCUAACUGGUUGACGGGCGGCCAGCUGGACUCACACCAAGAGUUUUUCGUGGAGCCGAUACAAAAUUCAGACCCGAAUCAAACCUUUCUCAAGCUGGACACAGACAGAGUACCGACCUUCAUCCCGGAAAGAACCGCCGAAGAAAUAUUUAUGAUAGGCAAAACCCACCUAUUUCUCGAGAAAGAAUGUUUAGAGAUUCAGUGGAUAAAUUCCUGCAAUCGCAAAUACACUCAGAUUUACAAAAAUCUGAAAAUGAGUGGCAUUUCGACCAGCUUUUGCGAUACAGUGACUGCCCAUUACGGCGAAAUAAUGACAUUUUGCAGGAAAACACUUGAUGCCAAGUACAGUUUUUCCGAUGUACUUCGUAUGCUUAAAGACGUGCUACUGAUGGGGAAAGGUGAUUUCAUGGAGCGAAUGAUUUGCAACUCAUCCGAGUUUCUACAAGAACCUUCUGCUACGUUACCAAGCUACAAGCUAACUAGAUGUCUUCAAGAGUCGAUCAAGCAAUCGUCGCUUAAAUUCAUGCUCACAGCUCCACGGACUGCUAAACUGGUCGACGGAAUUGACGCUCGAGUUCUAGAGCUCGGUCAUGGAUCAAUUGGGUGGGACGUGUUUACGCUUGACUACCUGGCUUCGAAGCCUCUUCUUACAGUCUUCGAAUUCAGUCGCGGUGGCGGAAGGAAGGAGUACCUCCGAAUGUUCAAUUUUCUAUGGAAAAUCAAGAAGAACAACCAUUUUUUUCAAGAACAGUGGUCCAGAAACAACACAUUGGUACGAGACUUCCGUCGGCUCCGCCGAGGAAAACCAUUCAUCAGGGACGUUAUGGGGAAAAUUUUGAAGGUCAACGUCCUAAAAGCAAACAUCCAGCAUCUAAAUCGGAAGAUCGAAUCAUUUUGUCUCCUGUCAAUUGUUGAGAGAAAUUACGCAUCUUUACAAACAAAAAUCAAAAAUGACAAGUCUAACUCAAAAAACACUUUGAAGACUACUUGCAUUAAAAACGGCAUAAAAGUAGCGGAAGGAAUUUUGAAGCCACAUUCUUCGCUAGUACAGCAAAUCGGCCUCAGCACUAGCAUAAAUUCUAGGACUGCUACCUACACAAUAGAUGAUUUGAGACGUAUCCACGACGACUAUUUGCAAAAGAUCGUGACCCAUAAGUUACUAGACUCCGGUUCACAAAAUAGGACAAGAGGUGCAUAUUCAAAGCAGUACUACCCUGCCUCUCUCAUAAUAUUACUGGGUGACCUCUUCGAGUUUACGUUACAAUAUUCGGAGUUUAAUGACAUUAUUCACGACCUUCUAUUGCGUUUGAGUUUGCACAGCACUGAUGAGGUAUCUAAAUUACUGACCAGAUUGAACCAGCUUUUGAUCAAAAUUGUUGCGCACUACAAGUGGAUACAGAAAACUUCAUAUUAUCUUAUCAAAGACUUAAAGGCAGAUGGGGACACUGAGUUAUUAAGCUUAAGUAAAGUUUUGAGAUAG
Molecule: messenger RNA, 2544 nt
Organism: Lachancea meyersii CBS 8951
Lineage: Eukaryota; Fungi; Ascomycota; Saccharomycetes; Saccharomycetales; Saccharomycetaceae
Source: the annotation of a GenBank genome assembly